Molecule: messenger RNA, 510 nt
Organism: Cannabis sativa
Lineage: Eukaryota; Viridiplantae; Streptophyta; Magnoliopsida; Rosales; Cannabaceae
Exons: 1
Coding region: 1-510 (169 amino acids)
Molecular function (GO): nucleic acid binding; RNA-DNA hybrid ribonuclease activity
Source: RefSeq, a predicted model, not a curated record
AUGGGGGAUAUCUCUAAAAGUAAUUGUUGGCGUAAACCUAAUGAGUAUACGGUCAAGGUGAAUGUCGAUGGUGCGACUUUUGAAGCUCACCAAAACUUUGGUUUCGGUUGUGUUGCUCGUGAUCACCAUGGUAAGCUUAUUGAAGCUAUUUCUGAGAGUCGUUGGGGUUGUGUUUCUGCUGAAAUAGCUGAGGUCAUUGCCAUCAAGGAAGCGCUAAGUUGGAUAAAGCGCAAGGGCUGGGGUAGGGUGGUUGUUGAGUCUGACGCUUUAGUUGUUGUUCAAGCAAUUAAUAGCUCAGUGCAUAUGCCAUCCCAGUUUGGUUUGUUGGUUGAGGACUGUCGUACUAUUGUUGCUAGUUUGAAUAAUGUCCUUAUUUCUUAUGUUAAUCGAUCUGCAAAUAGGGCUGCCCAUUGUGUUGCUAGGGUGUCUUAUUUAUCGUCAGGUUGUACUUUUAAUGAGCUAGAUGCUCCGCUUUCUUUGUGUGACAUUGUUAAGGCUGAUGCCUGUUAA